Molecule: messenger RNA, 1560 nt
Organism: Nycticebus coucang (slow loris)
Lineage: Eukaryota; Metazoa; Chordata; Mammalia; Primates; Lorisidae
Gene: EPCAM
Product: epithelial cell adhesion molecule
Exons: 9
Coding region: 193-1140 (315 amino acids)
Cellular component (GO): membrane; bicellular tight junction
Molecular function (GO): cadherin binding involved in cell-cell adhesion
Source: RefSeq, a predicted model, not a curated record
CAGUUCUUCGGUGAGCUCGCAUCGCAAGCCGGGUCUGGACGCCACUGCGCCUCGGUCCUCGCGACGCGAACCCGCACGCUUCCAGCCUCGCGCCGCCCGGCCUGCCCGCGGGCCCCCAGCGCUGCACGGCCUCCGCGCGUUCUCUCGCCAGUCCCGGGCCCGCCCCGCGCCCCUCUUCUCUGUGCGCGCAGCAUGGCGCCCCCUCAGGUCCUCGCGUUCGGGUUCCUGCUUGUCGCGACGACGGUGAUGGUGGCUGCGGCUCAGCAAGAAUGUGUCUGUGAAAACUACAAGCUCUCCACGGGAUGCUCUUUGAACCCAAGUGGUCAAUGCCAGUGUAUUUCAAUUGGUACACAAAAUACUGUCGUUUGUUCAAGAUUGGCUUCCAAGUGUUUGGUGAUGAAGGCAGAAAUGACUAACUCAAAGUCUGGGAGAAGAGGGAAACCUGAAGGGGCUCUGCAGAACAACGAUGGCCUUUAUGACCCUGAGUGUGAUGAGCAGGGGCUCUUUAAAGCCAAGCAGUGCAAUGGCACUGCCACAUGCUGGUGUGUGAACACUGCUGGGGUCAGAAGAACUGACAAGGGUACUGAAAUAACCUGCUCCGAACGAGUGAGGACCUACUGGAUCAUCAUUGAACUAAAGCACAAAGCAAGAGAAAAACCUUAUGAUGUUCAACGUUUGCAGACUGCACUUGAGGAUGUGCUCACGAAACGUUAUCUGCUGGAUUCCAAAUAUAUCACAAAUAUUCUGUAUGAGAAUAAUGUUAUCACUAUUGAUUUGAUACAAAAUUCUACUCAGAAAACUCAGCAAGAUGUGGACAUAGCUGAUGUGGCUUAUUAUUUUGAAAAAGAUCUUAAAAGUGAAUCCUUGUUCCAUCCUUCUAAGCAAAUGGACUUGACAGUAGAUGGGGAGCCGCUGGAUCUGGACCCUGGUCAAACUUUAAUUUACUAUGUUGAUGAAAAAGCACCUGAAUUUUCAAUGCAGGGUCUAAGAGCUGGUGUUAUUGCUAUCAUAGUAGUUGUGACAUUAGCAAUUAUUGCUGGGAUUGUUGUGCUGGUUAUUUCCAAAAAGAAGAGAAUGGCAAAGUAUGAGAAGGCUGAGAUAAAGGAGAUGGGUGAGAUGCAUAGAGAAUUCAAUGCAUAACUACUGUAAUUCGAAGAUUAACUACAAGAAGGGAAUAAGUAAAUGGACUCAGAUUCCAAAUGUAUGCACAUAGAACAAAGAGAAGAUCUUUGAGGAUUAUUGUUUUGUUAGUUAACAUCAUGUAUUUGCAGUAGUGAAGUCUAUGCUCAGAAUAUAAGCAGCGUGAAAUUGGCUUUACCAAUCUAAAAAUUUGACCACAAGUGUCUUAUAUAUGCAGAUCUAAUAGAAAACCCAAACUUGGACUGCAUAGUUAAAAUUAUUUAUGCAUAACAUUGAAGAAUAUGCACUAGACAUGCUUCCACGGUAGAGUUUGAAUGACUACUAUCUCAUUUGUGAUUUAAAGCUGCCUUUCUGUUUACUUUGAGUCUUGUACAUAUAAACAUUUUUUAUGAAGUAUGAAAUAAAACAUUUAAAACUGAA